UAGAGACUACAAUUCAGCAGAACGAGCGCUCACUACCUGGCGAUACGAUUUUCUUGCUACUGGCUAGAUUCGAUUUCUGAACAAUGGCAGGAGUACGCCGUAGCCAUGCUUUAGGGCUGGCCGUGGGCAUCAUUCUCCUCUACCUACUUUUCUUCUCUGGCGAUUCAACCGACUUUCGCAAAACCACCGAAGAAUCCUUAUCGGCGCGGCGUGGGGUUCUUAGAGGGUCGCUUUCCGACGCAGAUCUGACUGCGCAAACGAACCAAGAACUGCAAUCCAUACUCGACAAACAGAAGGAACCAUUCGACGCUACACCGGUGCAAGAUGCGGAUCAGAAGAGUAAGCCAGACGCAGCAAGCGAUGCCUCCGAAGAGGAAGAGUCCAGUGUCGCCGGAAGAAUAUCAGUGUCCAGACCGAAAGAGAAGCCCAAAUAUCCUAUGGAGAGCGCUGCAGCAGGCGGGUCAGGCAAGAAGGCAGAGCCCGCAACGAAGCCUGAGACCGCGGUAGACGAAGGCGAGGAGAUGGCGAGACAAGAAUUUCACGACAUCCUGAAGAAGAGUCCCAUCAUCAUCUUCUCAAAAUCCUACUGUCCCUACUCCAAACGUGCUAAGGCACUGCUCCUUGAAACCUAUACCAUUUCUCCUGCUCCAUACGUCGUUGAGCUCGAUCAUCUGACGAAGCCUGUGCCAAAACCACAUGAUGAUGACAAUGAUGAGGCUGCACCAGCACCGACACUUGGACGCAAACUUCAAGACCUCCUUAUCACGUUGACUGGGCGUAGGACGGUGCCGAAUGUCAUGAUCAAUGCCCAAAGCUUGGGUGGAAGCGAUGACCUCGCCCACAUGGACGCUGAAGGGACCUUGGAAGAGCAGAUCAAGAAGAUGGGUGGAAAAAGGAUCGUCAGCAUCGAGAAGAAGUCGCAUAACAAAGUAUGAGGGGUCACGGGUGGAGUUCUAACAUUCCUCACUGGCUGGAUGAACAGCUUUCUACCUGCGAUAUGCUUCGAGUCGCCGCCAUGGCAUGGCCCUGGGCAACGGGUGCUCCAUUUCGACCGCGACCCAGUGUCCCAGGAGCGGCAAGGUAUGGUGGGCGAAUAAUUCAUUGGCAGGAGCAGGACACGAUGGUCCCCUGGCAA
This is a messenger RNA of Exophiala viscosa, 1135 nucleotides long. Its product is annotated as thioredoxin-like protein. Gene Ontology annotation, molecular function: glutathione disulfide oxidoreductase activity. The transcript is spliced from 2 exons. Bases 84 to 935 code for a protein of 283 amino acids. Lineage: Eukaryota; Fungi; Ascomycota; Eurotiomycetes; Chaetothyriales; Herpotrichiellaceae. The record is from RefSeq and is a predicted model, not a curated record. Gene Ontology annotation, biological process: cellular response to oxidative stress. Gene Ontology annotation, cellular component: cis-Golgi network; fungal-type vacuole; Golgi lumen.